GCAUGAAGAAGGGGUGAACUGCCAUAGAGGUUGAUCUCAAGAUGCCAUUAGUGAAAAGAAACAUCGAUCCUAGGCACUUGUGCCACACAGCACUGCCUAGAGGAAUUAAGAAUGAACUGGAAUGUGUAACCAAUAUUUCCUUGGCAAAUAUAAUUAGACAACUAAGUAGCCUAAGUAAAUAUGCUGAAGAUAUAUUUGGAGAAUUAUUCAAUGAGGCACAUAGUUUUUCCUUCAGAGUUAACUCAUUACAAGAACGUGUGGACCGUUUAUCUGUUAGUGUUACACAGCUUGAUCCUAAAGAAGAAGAAUUGUCUUUGCAAGAUAUAACCAUGAGAAAAGCUUUCCGAAGUUCUACAGUUCAAGAUCAGCAGCUUUUCGACCGCAGGACUUUGCCUGUUCCAUUACAGGAGACGUACGAUGUUUGUGAACAGCCUCCACCUCUCAAUAUACUCACUCCUUACAGAGAUGAUGGUAAAGAAGGUUUGAAGUUUUAUACCAAUCCUUCAUAUUUCUUUGAUCUAUGGAAAGAAAAAAUGUUACAAGAUACGGAGGAUAAGAGGAAGGAAAAGAGGAAGCAGAAGCAGAAAAAUCUAGAUCGUCCUCAUGAACCAGAAAAAGUGCCAAGAGCACCUCAUGACAGGCGGAGAGAAUGGCAGAAGCUGGCCCAAGGUCCAGAGCUGGCUGAAGAUGAUGCUAAUCUCUUACAUAAGCAUAUUGAAGUUGCUAAUGGCCCAGCCUCUCAUUUUGAAACAAGACCGCAGACAUAUGUGGAUCAUAUGGAUGGAUCUUACUCGCUUUCUGCCUUGCCGUUUAGUCAGAUGAGUGAGCUUCUGACGAGAGCUGAGGAAAGGGUCUUAGUCAGACCACAUGAACCACCUCCACCUCCACCAGUGCAUGGAGCAGGAGAUGCAAAACCCAUACCCACCUGUAUCAGUUCUGCUACAGGUUUGAUAGAAAAUCGUCCUCAGUCACCAGCUACAGGCAGGACACCUGUGUUUGUGAGCGCCGCCCCACCACCUCCUCCACCACCUCUUCCAUCUGCCUUGUCAACUUCUUCAUUAAGAGCUUCAAUGACUUCGACUCCCCCCCCACCAGUACCUCCCCCACCUCCACCUCCAACCACUGCUUUGCAAGCUCCAGCAGUACCACCGCCUCCAGCUCCUCUUCAGAUUGCCCCUGGAGUUCUUCACCCAGCUCCUCCUCCAAUUGCACCUCCUCUAGUACAGCCCUCUCCACCGGUAGCUAGAGCUGCCCCAGUAUGCGAGACUGUACCAGUUCACCCACUCCCACAAGGAGAAGUCCAGGGGCUGCCUCCGCCCCCACCACCGCCUCCUCUGCCUCCACCUGGCAUUCGACCAUCAUCACCUGUCUCAGUUGCAGCUCUUGCUCAUCCUCCCUCUGGGCUACAUCCAACUCCAUCUACUGCCCCAGGUCCCCAUGUUCCAUUAAUGCCUCCAUCUCCUCCAUCACAAAUUAUACCUGCUUCUGAGCCAAAGCGUCAUCCAUCAACCCUACCUGUAAUCAGUGAUGCCAGAAGUGUACUUCUGGAAGCAAUACGAAAAGGUAUUCAGCUACGAAAAGUCGAAGAGCAGCGUGAACAGGAAGCUAAACACGAACGCAUUGAAAAUGAUGUUGCCACCAUCCUGUCCCGCCGUAUUGCUGUGGAAUACAGUGAUUCAGAAGAUGAUUCAGAAUUUGAUGAAGUAGAUUGGUUGGAGUAAGAAAAAAUGUAUUGAUAAAUAUUACAAAACCGAAUGCAAAUGUCCUUUGUGGUGCUUGUUCUUUGAAAAUGUUUGGUCAUUCCAGUGUUUUGCUUUCUUUUCCUUAAGGUAAAUAACCCUUUUCCUCCAUAAUUUUUGAUUUCUAAGAAAAAUAUUAGCAUACAUUUCAAACUAAAUGUUUUACAGUGGCUUAUCUUUUUUUAUUUUUCCCUGAAAAGGCAUCAUUUGGUCAAAUAAACCACUAAGUAUUAAGCAUGGACAGCUGUUAUUAGAGUAGCUGAUUCAGUUUUUUGAUAUAUCUUAAUUGUGCACUUUGUGAAUUUUAAUUUAAAGAGAGCAACUGAGAUUAAAAAUCUUGAGGGCAGCUGUAUCUGUUAAUGAGCCUUAUUCCAUUUCCUGACGUUUUAAAAGAAGAAACACUACCUUUAUAUGAAUACACUCAGAAAGUACAUUUAGCUUGUAGUAUUGAAUUCUCUUAAAGGAAUGCUUGAAUUUUUAAUUAUUGUUUUAUUGUUUUAAAAUACUUGCCUUAUUUGAAUGUUUAGCAGUAUCCCCUUCCUACUUAUAUAUUGUGUGGUACAAUUUUGCUUGCCUAUAAGAGUUUAAAAAUUUUCCAUGUGAAAUACUCUGA
This is a messenger RNA of Lagenorhynchus albirostris (white-beaked dolphin), 2352 nucleotides long. RefSeq names its product WASP family member 1 (gene WASF1). NCBI's taxonomy places the organism in Eukaryota, Metazoa, Chordata, Mammalia, Artiodactyla, Delphinidae. Gene Ontology annotation, molecular function: Arp2/3 complex binding; actin binding; protein kinase A regulatory subunit binding. The coding region runs from base 42 to 1721 and encodes 559 amino acids. The transcript has 9 exons. Gene Ontology annotation, cellular component: cytoskeleton. Gene Ontology annotation, biological process: actin cytoskeleton organization; positive regulation of Arp2/3 complex-mediated actin nucleation. The record is from RefSeq and is a predicted model, not a curated record.